Molecule: messenger RNA, 603 nt
Organism: Trichosporon asahii var. asahii CBS 2479
Lineage: Eukaryota; Fungi; Basidiomycota; Tremellomycetes; Trichosporonales; Trichosporonaceae
Exons: 2
Coding region: 1-603 (200 amino acids)
Source: RefSeq, a predicted model, not a curated record
AUGCUCGCCACGCCCCGCAUCAAGCUCACGCCCGUUGCGCCCACCUUGGGCAACCCGGACCAGGUGCGCUCCGAGGAGACGACCAUCAUCCUGCGCAAGAACGCGUGGGAUUGGGGGGACACGGAUGGGUACACCAUCGUCGUGGCGUCCGCGACGCCCGGCUCGGCGCGCGACAAGAUGGAGGUGCUGAACGAGGUCGGCACGCACCUGUACGACAUCAAGAACCGCAUCAGCGUGCACCGCACGAUGCAGGGCAAGCGCGACCAGCACGAGUUCUUCGAGGUGCAGAACGAGAAGACGCAGAAGGUCACGACAGACCACGAGUCUGUCAUGACGGGCUGGUGGAAGGACACGUCGGGCACGCGCCGCUUCGCGAUCAAGGGCAACUGGUACAAGGGCGAGGCGGUUGUCUGGCUCUCCGAGUCGAACCACCCGAUCGGCACCAUCCUCACGGCCGACUCGCAGGAGGGGUACCAGCGCGUCGGCGGCGAGACCAAGGGCGAGGAGGACUACCAGGUGCGCGUUGCGCCCGGCGUCGACCUGCAGGUGUUUGCCGGCAUCUGCAUCGCGGCGGAGACGAUCCUCGCCAAGGCAGCUAAAUAG